Messenger RNA from Plasmopara halstedii, 237 nucleotides. RefSeq lists its product as uncharacterized. The transcript has 2 exons. The record is from RefSeq and is a predicted model, not a curated record. The coding region runs from base 1 to 237 and encodes 78 amino acids. NCBI's taxonomy places the organism in Eukaryota, Oomycota, Peronosporomycetes, Peronosporales, Peronosporaceae.
AUGUUACAGCUACUUGUGCUGCUCAAAAAGGCACACUAUAAUCGCAUGACAUUGCAGCCACAAACGGCGGAAGACCUUUGCAACUUCUCAGUGUCCUCAGCUGUGAGUUCAAUUGACACGUUCGGACUAAUGCAGCAAAGUCAGGAGGCAAUAGUGGGGUGGAAGGGUGAGCGGCAAAAUGAUCGCACUCCAUUUAGCAAGGCGCUCAUUUCUGCAUCAAUGCUAUGCUUCGCUUAA